Hyla sarda is the source of this 4775-nucleotide messenger RNA. It is a transcript of the gene FGFRL1, whose product is annotated as fibroblast growth factor receptor like 1. The record is from RefSeq and is a predicted model, not a curated record. Lineage: Eukaryota; Metazoa; Chordata; Amphibia; Anura; Hylidae. Gene Ontology annotation, cellular component: plasma membrane. The transcript is spliced from 6 exons. The coding region runs from base 206 to 1714 and encodes 502 amino acids. Gene Ontology annotation, molecular function: fibroblast growth factor receptor activity; fibroblast growth factor binding.
AAGAAUGACUGAGUUAUCAGCUCCAUGUUUAUACUCUGGGCAGAGGGUUUUUUGGUUCCCCCUUUGUACCCAGAACCCAAGAAUACGCUCCCCCUCCAUGGUUGAUGUUUCUAAAGGGCCUGUCCAGUUGACGGGGUUUGUAGCGUUCCUCCGAUGAUGGCGCCGGCAGUAGACUAUUUCUUUGUAUUUAGCUUUAGCUUUGAAGAUGGAUUUGCUGGACGUCUCAUGUAAGUUCCAGCAAAAUCAUCUCCUGAUCACAAUGGUUUCGGGACAAGUCUUGGACUCUGAGGUUGCAGCAGAAUUUAAACAGAUAAAGGAAGGUCCCCCACGCAUGUCAGACAAAGUGAUCCACCGGCAAACGGCCCGAUUAGGGAGAACGAUCAAACUUCUGUGUCCUGUUGAGGGUGAUCCCCCACCUCUUACGAUGUGGAUGAAAGAUGGACGUUCAAUACAUAGUGGCUGGACCAGGUUUAGGACUUAUACUCAAGGACUGAAAAUUAAAGAUGUGGAAAGUGAGGAUGCAGGAAGCUACAUUUGCAAGGCCACCAAUGGAUUUGGAAGCAUUAAUGUGAAUUACACGCUUAUUGUAAUGGAUGACUCCAGUGCAGGAAAACCCAACCAGCCUCCCAAUGGGCAUAAUCCAGAUUUAGAAGAAUUCUCCAACAAGCAAUGGGUCCGACCUCGCUUUACCCAACCAGCAAAGAUGAGGAAGAGAGUCAUUGCCCGUCCUGUGGGUAGCUCUGUUCGUUUAAAAUGCAUGGCCAGUGGAAAUCCCAGGCCAGAGAUCAACUGGCUGAAGGACAACAAGCCUCUGAGUACUCAGGAGAUUGGAGAGAACAAAAAGAAAAAGUGGACGCUCAAUCUGAAGAGCCUCAAGCCAGAAGACAGUGGCAAGUACACGUGCCAAGUGUACAACAGAGUUGGGCAGAUCAAUGCAACGUACAAAGUAGAAGUUAUCCAGAGAACAAAAUCGAAACCCAUACUGACGGGUAACCACCCGGUCAACACCACCGUGGAUUUUGGGGGCACAACAUCCUUCCAGUGUAAGGUUCGUAGUGAUGUGAAGCCAGUGAUCCAGUGGUUGAAGAGGGUUGAAUAUGGCUCAGAGAGCAAGUACAAUUCCACCAUCGAUUUUGGUGGCCAGAAAUUUAUCGUCCUUCCCAAUGGAGAUGUUUGGUCUCGGCCUGACGGUUCCUACUUAAAUAAACUCAUCAUAACACGAGCAAAAGAAGAGGAUGCUGGGAUGUAUAUUUGCCUUGGUGCCAACACAAUGGGAUACAGCUUUAAAAUUGCCUUUCUGACCGUACUGCCAGAUCCAAAGCCUCCCAUUGCACCUGUGAGCAUGUCACCAAGUAGUCUUCCAUGGCCAGUGAUUAUCGGGGUUCCUGCCGGAGCAGUUUUUAUAUUUGGUACUAUUCUCCUAUGGCUUUGCCAAACCAAGAAGAAGCCAUGUUCUCCUCCGAGUGCGGCCGUCGUCCAUAGACCGCAGCCAAGAGUCUGUAUACCACAGAUAGUAGACAAAGACUGCAUCUCCUCCAUAAACUAUGAGGAGUACGUUGCUCAGCAGCAACACUUACUUCCCCAAGGACCUAUUUUGGCCAACGGAGUGGCAUCAAAAAUGUACCCAAAGAUUUACACAGACAUCCAUACCCAUACGCACUCUCAUGUUGAAGGCAAAGUUCACCAGCAUCAACAUAUUCACUAUCAGUGUUAAAUGCUAAAGACAACUUUUUUUUCAGCGGUACCUCACAAAAAGACUGCCUGGUUCAGCCUACACUGCCAGUAGACAUGAAUAUGUUAUAACUAAUGGAAUCAUGAAGGAUGAUAUAGUAUCUCCGUGUAACCGGGGGGACAUUGUUGCUGUUUUUGUUUCUUUUUGUAUUAUCAUCAGAAGUGCCGUAUCCCUCUCAAGGGUCACUCAAACUCACUAGUUCAUUUGUCACAUUUGUGCCUUUUUUGGUUGGCCAAGCUUUAGGUACUGGCCAAGAUUUGGCCUUUCGAAAGGUACACCGACGUAUGGAAAGUAAACCAUUGGACAGACCUGCAUGAAGGAAGUUUUUUUUUUUAUAGCAUUAGAGAUAAGCUAGCAUGUUCAACAGUGAAAAAUUUCUUGGAAUUUCUUCUUGAGUGAUUUAAUGUUCCGCAAAGUGCCUGCUACCGUUUACCCUUAAACACCCUCUUAGAUAAAUCUCACCUGACUCCCUACAUCAUAAAGCCUCACGUCUUCUUGAACACCAUUGUUACCAUAGAAGUUCAAGCACAGUAGAAUCUGGAAAGACCUAGAGUUUGGGUUCCCUAAAGCAAGCUGCUUAGGAUAAAAUGUGGAUAAAACUCAAUAAGAGUAUUUUUGAAAAAACGCAAUAUAUUACAGAUAAUAAAAGCGAUAACAUUUCACCGUCUCAGAAAGAUGCCUUAUAAUCAUUACUAUACAGUACAGACUUUAUAAAGCAACUUCAUGACUAUAGAAAAUGUGUAAUUCUAUAUAGAUUUUAAACUAAAGCCAUGUAUAUUUAAUUUAUUUUGUUAAACAGAAAAAAAUGUCUAUGUAAAAUAUUAUUUUUGACUAAAUGUUAAUUUUAAAUUUUUUUUUGUAUGCCUUUUCUUUUUGUGAUUCCCAAAUGUUCCUCAUGUAGCAGCUUAUACUGACUUUUAAAGAUUAUGAUACAGGGCAGAGGGGACUCAUUUUUAUUUUUUACUUUUUUUUUCUUAGUUGUCCCUUACACUGCCCUUAUUGUUAUCCUUAAAUAGUCCUUGAAGUUGGAGUUAUGUUUUUGUAUACAAAAUUGCCUUUGUUAUUUCAGUGCUCCUGUUGACAAUCUUGUACAGAAUAUUCCCUCAUUCCUAAAAUUAAAGCUUUAUAAGACAUUUGGUUAAUGUAUAGAUUAUGCCUAUUGCUAAAUACUGGAGAAAAAAAAUGUAUUAUGUUUGCGCCAGUCUUGUCUGUUCUUCUGCAGGUGUUUUUAUCAUUUCUCAAUCUGAUCCUGUUUGAAAUUUUUUUUUUUUUUAUUAUUCAUUUAUUUAUUUAUUUUUUGAGUUUUUAUAUAGAGCAUAUUUUUUCCUGUUAAGUAUUAAAAUAGAGUGAGGAAAAUAUCACAAACUACAAAAAAAGAAAGUUAUAAAUACAUGGAACUGCUUUAGAUCCUAUUAAAAGUAAAAAAUAGUAUUAAAAAAGUACUUGCAAAGGUUUUUACACAAAUCCAGUAAGAAAAUUAAUUAAAGGGUUUGUCAGCUUUAGACAACUCUUUUUUGUAUUAAUGUUAGAAGCUUUCCUGUAAAUAAGCUGAUCACAGCAUGCUGGAACCUUCAGCUGUAAUCUGUACAAGGAAGUCUUUAGUUUUCCCACAGCACUACCGCAGGCAAACUAAGGUAUUACAUGAUGUUCACUAGAAUCUACCAAUAAUCUAUUUAAAACACAGAUACUCCAGGUCCUCCAAAGUAGGAGACACUCUUUGUAGCCAUUCUUUUCUCCUGAAUUAGGCUGGGUUCACAUUACGUUCACAUACUGUUUUCAAUCAGUUAUUCUAAAGAAAACCGUAUGACAAAAAAACGGAUAGAACAGUAUCGAAAAAAGUAAACCGUAUGCGUUUUUAAACCGUAUACUGUUUUUAAAAGUGCAUACAGUUCUGUCCGUUUUUAUUUAAAAACUCAUACGUUUUUGGAAAUGUUGUCCAUUUAUAAUGGGAGGGGUCUUGGGUGCAAAUGCCAAUGCGCAUGUGCAAAGUAAAAGCCGUAUACGGUUUCCCAUAUGGAACCGUAUACAUGUGCAUUUCCUAUUUACGUCCAUGUUAAAAAAAAAAGUAUGCGGUUGCAGUACGGUUUUUAAACCGGAGACAAAACCAUGGUCAAAGACGGUUUUGAGUAUGGGAGAAAACCGUAUUGCAAGCAAACCGUACGCAACCGGAUGCAUCCGGGUGCAUACAUUUUUCAAUUAUUUGUCUAUGUAUACGGUUUUCAGUACGGUUCCAUGUGCUUUCAAUAAUGAAAACGUAUACGGGAAAUAUACUUGAAAAACGUGGUGUGAACCCACUCUUAGACAGUUGACAAUUGGUUUAUUAAACUAGAGAACCUUUUUAUUUUUUUUGAACUUUACAUAUAUAUUAUGCUGGUGUAGAUAACACAAACAUUCUAAAAUUAUUGGCACAAAAAACAAAUCUUAAAUAAAAAAAAUUACUCUAAAAAUCUGGGUAUGUUUUGGACUGUGGGUUCACCCAUAAAGUGAAAGAAAAACCUUCCAUGUUCAUUAUAUCAAGGUGCUAAAUCUAAGACAACCAAGUCGUCCAUGAACAGUCCAAUUCUGAUUUUUUCCCUGCCUUCACAGCUUUUUUCGACCAAAUUUCUCAAAAUCUUGAGUAAAUAUCUAUGGCUAGAUUAAAAAAUGAUAAAACAAAAACAUUGCAAUUUAGAAAUGAUAGAUAAGCCAAGGCCAAGCUAAUACUCCAGUUUAGUCCACACGUGCCAUUCAGAAAACAUGGAAAUCUUCAUCUAAUUUUUUUAGGUGUGUUUGUACAGUUAAAAUAAUAAUCCCAACUUAUGGGCAAAAAAUAUCUUUUUAUAAGAUUUUAUUUUUGGUAACAGGAAGUUUUUGUUUUUGUAAAUGUCAGAAUCCUGUUGUAUCUAAUGAAGCUCAAUGUCUGAUAAUCUCUGUAAUAUCUCCUCCCUUUAUGUUUUGUUUUAUUGUUAUUUUAUUUUUUUGCAUCUAGACAUGUAAAAGUGUAUAUUAUACAUUUUUGUAUAGUAAGAUGUGUAUGAAAAUGUGCCAUAUGUAGCUUUCAUAA